AUGUCCGACCGAGAAGGCAGCGCAGGCUCCCUCCUCACCUACCGCAGCCAGCCCAGCUCGGAGGGCAGCCCCCGCGGAGGCGACGACAACAUCCCCCGCGAACAAGGGAUGCCAAAACAAGAACUCCGCCAAGACGAAACACAACGACAACGACAUCCAGAACCAGAACAAGGAGAACCAUCAUCACGUCCUACCCCUCCCAGCCCCAAACCAGAACAGCAGCGGACACGAACACCAAGUCCCCAAUUUCAAGAAUCAUACUCCCCUAUCCAAAGAUCACCGCGUGGUCAGCGCGUCCGGUUUAAGUCUAAUGCGGGAUUCCAGCAGAAUCCGCCGAGGAGUCCCUCGACUGAGGAUGAACGCACGGAGGCCGAGAAGACGAAAAGGAACGAACAGCCACAUCGACCGUCGACGCCGUUCGAGCAUGGAUCUACAGAUAUUGCUGAUAUCCCGCUGAGCCAGCGGACGACGGAGGCUGAGGAACCGCAGCAGAAAGAAAGUGUUGAGAAGAAAGCGGAGCAUGAGAUCGAAAGCGAGGCAGAGGAGGCUGAGCAAAGCUUCAAGGAUCGCGCUAAGGCUACGUAUGAUGCGAUGAAGAGGAAAACUCUCAAGUUCCUGGCUAUGCUGGGACGCGAGGAGCAUGGCGGUGAUGAUUUGAGUCCAGGAGUUUAUCACGCUGACUGGGGUGGCGGGGGUGAUGUCCCCGUGUCAGACGUCACGGAUGAUAAACAUAAAUCUCACGAGGAGAAAAAGAAACAGCAUGCAAACGUGAAUUCCGAAGCGCAUCGACUCGUCCGAGAACUCAACCAGGACCAAUCCGCGCAUCGCCGCAACGCCCGCGGAAAGCCCUAUCCACACCAAGGCUCAGAAAUACAAGAUACAGGAUCAGGAAUUGAGUCGGGCCUUCGCUACCGCUCCGGUGGCGGCGGCGUCCUCUCCCAACUAAUGAAGCUCAACAACCCCCAACAAGACGGCGGAAGACCGGCAGGGAGGUCAUCAAGCGAAGCAUCAACGCCAGUAGCCUCCGGCACAACGACACCCCGCAAAGACCGACCAAAAUGGUACAAAAAGCAACAAAACCUCUCCACAACAACUUUAGGGUCACAGGCAAGAAGCGGAGCCAGCACACCAGUCGGCAGCGAGUCUCUCUCCGCAGCCUCGAAACGCCAAUCCAAACAACCAGACCACAAAAGACUAGAAGACGAGAUCCGUGUCACAAUCCACAUUGCCGAGAUCAUCGCCCGCCAGAGAUACAUCAUGCAGCUCUGCAGGGCACUCAUGAAAUUCGGCGCUCCGACACACCGUCUUGAAGAAUACAUGCAAAUGACAGCGAAAGUCCUCGAAGUAGAUAGCCAGUACCUAUACCUACCGGGGUGCAUGAUAAUGUCCUUCGACGAUCCGUCGACGCGGACAACCGAGGUAAAACUCGUCCGUGUAGCACAGGGCAUCGAUCUAGGCCAACUAGCAAACACACACGCGGUGUACAAAAACGUCGUCCAUGACAUCUACGGCGUUGAAGAGGCAAUACAGGAACUAGAAGAAAUCAUGAAAAAGAAACCCCGCUUCAACAAAUACAUCGUCGUCUUCGUCUACGGCCUCGCAACAGCGUCAGUCGGCCCCUUUGCCUUCCAAGCCAGACCAAUCGAUAUGCCCAUCAUCUUUUUCAACGGCUGUCUCCUAGCAGUCAUGCAGCACGUCAUCGCUCCCCGUUCAGUCCUCUACUCCAACGUCUUCGAAGUAACAGGUUCGGUACUUACAUCCUUCCUCGCUCGCGCCUUCGGGUCCAUCCGCCACAACUCCGAAUUCCUCUUCUGCUUCUCCGCCAUCUCACAAUCCUCCAUCGCACUCAUCCUCCCGGGUUUCCUCGUCCUCUGCUCCUCCCUAGAACUUCAAUCGCACCAAAUCGCCGCCGGCUCCAUCCGCAUGGUCUACGCAAUUAUCUACUCCCUCUUCCUGGGCUAUGGUAUAACAGUCGGCACAACAAUCUACGGGCUAAUCGACCCCGCUGCGACAUCUGAGACCCAAUGCUCGAAAACAGGAGCCUUCAAGAACCCCUACGUCCAGCGAUUCCCGUUCGUCGCGCUCAUGGUCGUCUGGAUGGUCAUUAUAAAUCAGGGGCGGUUUAAGCAGAUUCCCCCGAUGCUGGUUAUCGCGGUGGCCGGGUACGUGACGAAUUACUUCUGCACAGAAACCCUCGGGUCAAAUAGCCAGGUUGCAAAUACAGUCGGUGCGUUUACAAUAGGCGUCUGCGGAAAUCUAUACUCGCGUCUCUGGCACGGACACGCAGCAACAGCCAUUCUGCCUGGCAUAUUCGUGUUAGUCCCGAGUGGUCUUGCGGCGACGGGGAGUUUGAUCUCUGGCGUGCGUUCUGCGGAUCAGAUACGGUCGAGCGUGGGGCAGAAGGGGGGAGGUGGCACUGGAGGGUCGGGGGAUACGAGUGUGACGAACUUGGGGUUUGGGAUGAUUCAGGUUGCGAUUGGGAUUACGAUUGGGUUGUUUUUAGCGGCAUUGAUUGUUUAUCCAUAUGGGAAGAGGAGGAGUGGGUUGUUUAGUUUCUAG
This is a messenger RNA of Aspergillus chevalieri, 2559 nucleotides long. RefSeq names its product threonine/serine exporter family protein. Gene Ontology annotation, molecular function: transmembrane transporter activity. The transcript has a single exon. Bases 1 to 2559 code for a protein of 852 amino acids. The record is from RefSeq and is a predicted model, not a curated record. Gene Ontology annotation, biological process: transmembrane transport. NCBI's taxonomy places the organism in Eukaryota, Fungi, Ascomycota, Eurotiomycetes, Eurotiales, Aspergillaceae.